AUGAUUAUGUUUAUUGGGGUUCUAAUCACCCGAAAUACCACCGUCGUCGCCGCCUCCAUAUAUGACCUAGGAUAUAUGGUUGUACUAGCAGGAGAUGCCAUUGGUGAAAUGAAUGGAACCCACAUGACCAGUUCAAGUGUUUUCCAUCAAACAAACAAAAAUUUGCAGAUAAGUGAAGCAUUAGCAAUACAGAUGCAAAUUGAAGUUCAAAGGAGGCUGCAUGAACAAAUUGAGUACGAGGGAAAUACUUACAAUCAGUUGUUGAAAAAGCACAGAGACCAUUGGAAGCCAAAACUUAGGCACAGUUGGACUAGAGUUUACAAAAGUUUAACUAUCAGAAUUGGUCUCAAAAGUAUCUACUCAGAGCACAAAUGUUUGGUUAGAAGAGAGAAGCAUGGAGUAAUCAGAGCACAGAUAUUUGGUGUUGGGAAGACAUCACUUACUGAAAAAUUAGCUUUGUACCUCAAGGGGACAUUAUUUGGUCUGAAGAAGCAGCAAUAAGGUGAAAAGGAGGGAUGAGGCAGUGACAUCAAUUGAAAUCUAUGAGAUGGGUCAGAGUAGCAAAUUGGCAAGGAGCAGUGGUUGAGAUUAUAGCUAAGAUUAUACUUAAGACAUAUGCUAAUUUUGGGUGACAUACAAAAGCAAAUUGUGAUGUAGGGCUGUGUUCAUAGAUGUGAAUGAGAAUGGAUAUGACUAAUGGUAUUUUGCUGGACAUGAUCUCCAAUAAUUUGAUUCACUUUAUCCAAAUCUGCUAAAAUCAUGUAAUGUUCUUUUUUAUGUCAAAAUGUAUUAUUCUUUAUUUGUUUCUAAUAUAGACGAUAUUGGAGUGACGAAAAUAAAUA
Lactuca virosa is the source of this 842-nucleotide messenger RNA. NCBI's taxonomy places the organism in Eukaryota, Viridiplantae, Streptophyta, Magnoliopsida, Asterales, Asteraceae. The record is from the annotation of a GenBank genome assembly.